AGAAGAAGAGCAGCGGAGCCAGUUAGCUGCUGGCAAACGUGAGGCUAACGUGAACGUGAUGUCUACAACCUCCAAAGUGGUUCUGGGAGUUUCUGUGGUUCUGACUCUGGGCACAGUGACUGCGGUCCACAUCAAACAGGGCUGGGACAGAGAGCGUCUUCACGAGGGCGUGGUUCGGGAUCUGGAGCGACUGGAGCGGAAGAAGGAGAACCUGAGGCUGCUGCAGGAGCAAAAGGUUCUGACCCAGGAACUGGAGGAGAGGCGGCACAGAGAGUCUCAGCUCCGCCCACAGGACACCUGAGGUGUGCUCUUGUUCAGGUGUGAGGUGUACCAAAGGUGAUGGACAGCAGCAGCGAGCCUCUGGUGGGGGGGGAGGACGAGGCGGCCUGCACAUCAGCCUCAGAGGGCCUGGAGGAGGGGGAGGUGGAGGGGGA
Molecule: messenger RNA, 434 nt
Organism: Melanotaenia boesemani (Boeseman's rainbowfish)
Lineage: Eukaryota; Metazoa; Chordata; Actinopteri; Atheriniformes; Melanotaeniidae
Gene: pet117
Product: protein PET117 homolog, mitochondrial
Exons: 3
Coding region: 59-301 (80 amino acids)
Biological process (GO): mitochondrial respiratory chain complex IV assembly
Cellular component (GO): mitochondrion
Source: RefSeq, a predicted model, not a curated record